This is a messenger RNA of Linum trigynum, 882 nucleotides long. Lineage: Eukaryota; Viridiplantae; Streptophyta; Magnoliopsida; Malpighiales; Linaceae. The record is from the annotation of a GenBank genome assembly.
AUGGGGAUUCAGACAAUGGGAUCUCAGAGCAAUGGCCAGCAGCAGCAAUCCCAUGCAUCACAGCCAUCUCAUUUGUCUAGCCAAAACUCAUGGUAUAGCCUUACUUUGCAUGAAAUCCAAAACCAAUUGGAGGGCAGAUUGCAGAAACCCUUGGGGAGUAUGAACCUUGAUGAGCUUCUGAAAAGUGUAUGGAGCACUGAAGCAAAUCCUUCAAUGGGGAUGGACUAUAGCGACGAGGGUGCUUCAUCCUUUGCAUCGUCGGUGCAACGCCAGGCUAGCAUGACAUUGGCCAGGGCUUUGAGUGGGAAGACCGUGGAUCAGGUGUGGAAGGAGAUUCAACUUGGACAAAGGAAGAGAUUUGGUGGUGGGCAGCAGCAGAAUAGAGAACAGGAACUUGGGGAUGUGACUUUGGAGGACUUCUUGAUACAAGCGGGGCUCUUUGCUGAAGUAUCUGUAAGCCCUUCGAUGGAUUUGGUUAUGGUCGAGGCUGAGACCCCUCAAAGUAGGACAUUUUUUGCAGCUGGUCCAACCAGGGGUUCGUCGUCUCCUCUGCCUUCACCUGGUGGGAUGCUAUCAGACGCAAGUAUGGGGUCUGGUGGUCGGAAAAGGGUUGCUUCUCCUGAUGCAAUCGAAAAGAGUAUUGAAAGGCGUUUGAAACGGAAGAUAAAGAACCGAGAGUCAGCUGCCCGUUCUAGAGCUAGAAAACAGGCUUAUUGUAAUGAGUUGGAGAGCAAGGUUUCAGGUCUCCAGGAGCAGAACCUUAAGCUCAAGAAAGAGAAGGAAUUUGAGGAGAAGUUCGCUUGUAGUCUGACAGCAGAAAACAGAUACCAGCUUAGAAGAACAAGUUCAGCAUCUGAUCUGUCCUCUUUAGGAGUUCUAUAG